CAGGGUGAUGGUGGUGCCAUAUGAAGGCCAGGGCUACUCCUCCCUGCGUAGGGAGUGCCAGCAGCGUCGGGUCCUGUUUGAAGACUCUUUGUUUCCAGCUACGGACCAGUCUCUGUUCUACAAGACCAACAGCAUAGGAACCAUCACCUGGAAGAGACCUAAGGUACCAUAAGGUACCACACACUGACGGGAGGUGUGUGUGUGUGGGGGAAUAGGAGCGUUAAAGGGCAAUUCCGCCACUCUUCAACCUCAUAUUCAUCAUCAGCACCAAACCAGUGUCCACAUAUGUGUAAACAGUGCGUUUCUAUGAUCUGUGGUUAAAAAGAUAAGAAAAGUCCCCCCCCAAAAAAAAUCUGACACCACAGGGUAGGAUUUAAAGUCAAAACUUGCAAUGACUUUCUAGCCAGAGGGAGGGUGUUUUCUUGCUCCCCACAUCACCGUGAAUCUCAGUGUUUGAAAAUCACAGUUUUUAAGAGUCCAUGUUAUCGCAGAAACAGACUUAACAGCACGAUUGCCCGGCCGUCCCAUCUUCAGUGAGCUGUUCAUUAUUUUAUUUUUACGGAUAUGAGGGUUAUUUUAUUUUCAUGAUGGUCUUUAUCCAUAACCGUCAGUUAUACGGUAAUUGUGCCAGCUCUAGAGUUAAGGUGUUUGAAUAAGCAUCCGACAGAGUUUGUUUAUCUCACGGCUUUUCAGCCAGAGAGGUGGUGGGGGAAGAAAUUGAAGAAAUGUCAGGGAAUGAAUAGAGGAUUGAAUGGAAGAAAUGUUCUGCUCUAUGAACCCUUUGAACGGUGUGUGUGUACAUUUCCCCAACCUUUGCGCCGUGACCAACCAAACAGGAGUGGUAGUAGUUAAUAUCAGAUGACAAGUGACCAGUAGGUUAUCACUGCUGAUAGAUGUAAACACUAUUGCAACACGCACGCACGCACGCACGCACGCACACACACACACACACACACCCCGGUUGCGCAGCACUGAGCUGUAUCAGGAGCUAACGCAGCGUUGACUGUCUGAACACAGGAGACUGAACACUGACAGCUUCCAGGUCCUCAGAGAGAGAGGGGGGAGAGAGUGAGAACACAAAUGAAUGAAGAGGGAGUUAGAGAGAGGUAUGGGUAGAGAUGGAGAAAUAAAGAGAGAUAUGUAGAGAGAGAAGGUAUAUGAGGUGUAGAGUAGACAUUCCGUCCAGAGGGAGAGUGAUCAUGACAGUCAGGUAAAACAAACAGCAACACUCUGGUGACUACCUACAGUACCUACCGUCUGUCUGUCUGUUCACAACCGUGUGUGUGUGCCUAGUGUUCAGAUAUGAAUCUGUUACAGUACAUGCCGCUCCCAUGAUAUGUUCUACUUUUUUAUACUCCGUAUAAUUGUCCAGGUAAGGGAGGGUGUAACAGCAGGACUGGUUGGACCAGUAAAUAAAGCUGUAUUGUAAAGGUAUUACUCAUAGAUAAUAUAUCUAUUGUAAUCCUGUUUUUAUCCAGCCUUGCUCCAACACAGAAGCUGUUCAAGCCCAAGGCAAAAGGUUACUUCUCACCCAGUGAGAUUCCUCAGGAGGGCUCCCUGGCUCAGAGAAAGAGCGGGUAGGGUGUGGUGGUGUGUGUGUGUGUGUGUGUGUGUGUUAAGAGCAGCGAACCAUGGAACGGGUUGAGAAAAUGAUCCACCCUACAGUGUGUUAGACUUACUGAUCUUCUUUGGGAGUGUACCAGAGGUUCUCAUCCCCAAUGUCUUUCACAAGACCUCUGAUCCCCCUGUUAUCCUCUAGUUAUAGUAGUGUCUAGUACAGUCCCAAGGAGUAGUUUAGUGUUGUCAGGCCUGCUUCUCCUCUUCCUCCUCCUCCGUUCCUGUUCCAGGGCCUACAUCACCACAACAGCCUGGUACUGUCCUACUAGGGCUGGGCAGUGUACUGUAUUUUACGAUUUACCUCGGACCGGUUUGGGUUUUUACUUUACCUUCUAUAAUGGUAUUUGAAUGUUUGGUUUGCUAAAUGUGAUACGCCAUGUGUAACGUCCAUUUAUAUAGUUUACUUCGCUACUUGAGUCAUCUCUCUCCGCUCUCUCUCUCCAAGCCGCUUUCCACACAGACCUAGCCCCGCCCUCUGUCACUCGCGGAGCGCAUUUCUCGUUCCUCAACCACGAGACACUUGCGUUCAGUCUGCAUGGUCAAUGCAGCACGUGCAACAAUGUUGAUGACAACGAUGCUGUUUUCACUUUGCUUCUUAUUAUAAAUCCACUAGCGUUCUAGAAUUACACUAUUAGUUUGUGCUUCUUACAACAGCUAGUUUGUAUUUUCUUAGCAAGUUGGGCCCAAAUCUUGUUAGCAGCUAAUGCUAAUCGCUAGCUAGCUAAUAAAUGUAUUGAUUCAGAGCAAACGUAAUUAGCCAUACAGCCUGAUAAUACCAGUGAUGGUGUAGACCUUAUCAGCAUGUGCAACAGUAUCUUCUAAAUCAAAGAGGAAUAUGCGAAGCAAGAAUGUUAGCUACAUGAACUAGCUAAGAGAACAUUCAAUGUAGCCAAGGAUUAUAGGGUCCCCUCGGAAACACUUAUCAACACUUUGGUUCCUACCCUGUCACAAUAACGCCUCCCUGGCAUUUUCAUUCAUUGUCAUGCGAAACAACACUGUAUUCAAAGUGCCCACUAUUAUGUUCUAACUAUAGAAUUAAUCAUUAUUUCCAUGAUUCCAACAGUUCACCCAAGUGUUUUGCUAUAAAUCGCAAGUCAAAUCACAAUUGCAACAUUCGGUUAAAAGGAAGGCCUAGAUUGUUUGCUUAUAUUGUGCAGCCCUACAUGGCAGUAUGGAAAUGAUCUCAAAUGAGUGCAGGAAAUACAGAAAUUGAUGAAAAUGCUGAAAUAUAUUUUUGGUUGAAUUGGACAGUAUAAAACAAUCAGAAUGGAGAAAGACCUAUUGAAAUCACUUACAAUGUAUGUGUUGCCACCCUAGGGUCACGCACUACUCAUAAAGCAUAUGUAUAACUUUUAUUAUUCAAAAACAUAAAAUACCGUCAAAUUUGAAAUUAUAUUUUGGCCAUAUCACUCAGCCCUAUGUCCUACAACACCCUGCCUAGAGAUGCUACUCUCUGCUGGGGCUGAGGGAUUGAGCAGGGAGGGGUGGAGAAGGGAGUUAACAAUCUGUGGUUCUAGAGGUCCCAAGUGGAACCUAUAUUCCCUGCACAGUGCACUACUUCUGACCAGAGCGCUUUGGGCCUUGGUCAUAAGUAGUGCACAAUAUAGGGAAUAGGGUGCAAGUUGGGAUGCAUCCAGACUGUUGGGAAACCCUCCCUCCACCCCAGCCUGCCAUUAGUGGUCAGCUCAGAGCACAGCACAGCCACACAACAGUCUCUGAGUGCCAUUAAUUAACAUGAGAUCACAAGGAUAGAGUGAUGGAUGGAGGAAGAGAGAGAACUUUAUCACUAAUGAUUCUCUUGGCUUCUACUCAGAAGCAUCUCAGAAACAAGUUCUUCUUCUUCUUCGUCUUCUAAAGGGGGGUUAGCCUAAUAUUCUGUGUCUUUUCUCUUGCUUUGCACCCCCCUCUGUCUCUUUCCCACCCUCCCCUCUGUGUGUUAACCUCAUGUUGUUAAGAGACGUUACUUAGUAUUGUAAAUCUAGCUUUAACCCCAUGUUGUCUCUCCUUCUCUAUAGGAGCUGUGUGAUAACCCCAAGUUGUUUGUGAAUGGUAUCAGUGCUCAUGACCUCCUCCAGGGCCAGCUGGGGAACUGUUGGUUCGUAGCUGCCUGCUCCUCCCUGGCAUCCAGAGAAACUCUGUGGCAAAAGGUAAGACUCCCUGGCCAUGUGCGUGCGUGCUGUGCGUGUGUUUGCCUUGGGUGUGUGACGUGCAGUAGGAGAAUAUGAUUAGAGACCUGAUCGAGAAGGAUUUACAGUUGUCCCCACCACAAAAACACAAGCAUGGACACACACACACACACACACACGGAAUGACUUGGAAUUUAUUAUCGUUUCCGGCUCCUAUUUGGAGGAGUGGCUUGUGUUUGUGCAUGCGUGUGUGUGGUGGUGUGGCCCUUCUAAGAUGUCAGUGUGUUUUUUUUCCACUGAGUUCACAGUGAAUCAUUAGCAUUAAUCCCACUGGUCUCAACUUUUUGUGUUCAACUUUCCACCACUUCAGAGAGGCUCUGCCUAGCGCCUUACCCCUAGCCUGAAGGACGUCACUGUGUUGCUAACAGGUUCACCUCCUCCAUUGUCCCUGUCCGUACAAUGGCUCAAAAUAGUAGUCCUUUGCUUCACAAGCACACGUGACUGCCCUGCAUGACAAUGACUUAACAAUUGCACCACUGAAAAGGUACCAAUUGGGCAGCGCAAUUGGCGAUAUUUCAAGUUGUGGAGUGAUCUUACUGGCAUGAUCUAACUCCGUACCCCUAUAUCACUAAAUCAUCACAUUACAGAGAGGACUCUGAUCUUUCAUCUGAAACAACUGAGCAGGUUUAUUAUGUUCCUCCAUUUCCUGAACAACAGAGGGUCUGUCACUGAGGAAACAGCUGCUGUUGGGUUGGAGAGCUUAUUUCACCCAAGAGACAGACCUGGCAGGAGAGAGCUAAACAGACCGGGCCGAUGAAGAGUUCUAAGCAUUUUCUGUUCAUUUCCCGGAUGAUUCUACAUGUUGAAGUGCCACCCAGAAGGUGAUCUACUGCACACAACCAAUGUUCAUUAUGGUGUGUCUUCCUCUUAACACAGGCUCUCUGGAUAAAGCUCUCUCCCCUCGAGCUGGGACUGUUGACCAACCUAGUGUCCGGUACAAGACUGUGUUAGUCCGCUGAGCUAAAGCCUCAGGCAAGGUUACAUGUCUUCACUAAACUACCUCUGUUGCACCUGCACCAUCAUGACUGUUAUUAUUAGCUCCCAGGGAAUAAAAUAUUGUUGUUAUGAGUAGUAGUGGUGUGUGUGUGUGUGUGUGUGUGUUUGGAUUAAUUAAUGGUUGUUUAGUCCCGGUGUUUAACGACAUGUUCUAUUUUUUACAUUUUUGUCAUUUUAGCAGACACUCUUAUCCAGAGCGACUUACAGUUAGUGAGCGCAUACAUUAUUUAUUUAUUUAUUUUUCAUACUGGCCUCCCGUGGGAAUCGAACCCACAACCCUGGUGUUGCAAACGCCAUGCUCUACCAACUGAGCUACAUCCCUGCCGGCCAUUCCCUCCCCUACCCUGGACGACGCUGGGCCAAUUGUGCCAGGAUCUCUAGUGGCACAGUUAGCACUGCGAUGCAGUGCCUUAGACUCCCGAGUGGCGCAGUGGUCUAUCAAGAGUCGGUAACAAUGUGUUCUAGAAGCAGCUCGUUAACACAGAGACAGUAGAAUUAAUUGCACCAGACUGUACCUUCCUACUGUCCCCUCUACCCCAACAACACACACACACACCCUGUUGUUAAUCCAGUGGGAGGGUGUUGCUAUACUGUAUAGGCUCCGGAUCACUCUCAUUAACGCACUCUCUUUCUCUCUUUCAAUCUCGCUCUCUUUUUCUGUCUCUCUCUCUCAAAAGUGUUACAUUUGCCUUCUGGUAUGUAGUCUACCAUUUGUCCAGUCUGUGUGUGUGUGAGAGAGUGUGUAUUGAUUGUCCUAUGAAUUAACAGCAACCGUUGCUACUGUAGCCUGAGGCUAAGCCAUCUCUAUCCUGUCCCCUGUCCUGACUAUUAACACACACACAGCAGGACAGAGUACCAACCAACAGAUCUUUAUUGGACAGUAGUAGAGGACAUGGCCAGUUUUACAGUAUAUAGUUGUGAUAGUUCAUGCAAAGGGUAUAUGGUAACCACUACAUCAGUACAGUGUAAUAGGAGAGUAAUACAGUGUAGAUUAGAGUCAAAGUACAGUAGGUAGUUGGAGUUACAUUGCAGCAUUGGUUCUCUAAUAUAUUAUAUUCUCUAAUAUUCAGAACGAGCUAUUCAUUCAAAUCAUUCAGGUUUUCAAUGUAAAUCUACAGGUAACUGCCAAAAUAAAAGAAACACUUCAGUAAAUGAGGGAUACAAAGUAUAUUGAAAGCAGCUGCUUCCACACAGGUGUGGUUCCUGAGUUAACGAACAUCCCAUCAUACUUAGUCAUGUAUAAAUUCUGAAUUCUGGAGUGGCAGAAACAGCAUUUUCAACCACCAUCAACAAAACACCAAAUGAUGGAAUUUCUUGUUGAAGAAUGGUGUCGCAUCACUCCAAUAGAGUUCCAGACACUAGUAGAAUUUAUGCCAAAGUGUAUUGAAGCUGUUCUGGCUCGUGGUGGCCCAACGCCCUAUUAAGACACUUUAUGUUGGUGUUUCUUUUAUUUUGGCAGUUAACUGUAUCUAUAGGAUUAUAAACUCCUAAGUUAGUGAUUCUGCAACCUACUGUACCUUUAUCAUAAGAUGGUUUCUAGUGGCUUGCUGACUGACAUGCAUAGAUAGAUAGAUGCUCAGGAAGGAAGUACACACACGCGCACACAUAGAUGAGAGAUGGGACUCGGUGGGUGUGUGUGGGCGGGGGGCAUAGAGAGCGAGAGGGAGAGGAGUGUAGACUGGUCCAACCUAGAAUGGCUGUAGUAGAAGGCUUUCCCUUAGAAUGGAGAGCAGGAGACUAGAGGGAAGAGGAAUCAGUUAAAGGGAUACUUCGGGAUUUUGGCAAUGAGGCCCUUUAUCCCUUUCCCCAGAGUCAGAUGAAAGUGUGGAUACCAUUUUUAUGUCUGUGUUAGAUGUAGUUUCACGAGCCAGUGCUAACUAACGUUAGUGCAAUGGCUGGAAAUCUAUGGGUAUCUGCUAGCAUGCUUUUCAAUGCUAGCAGAUACCAAUAGACUUCCAGUCAUUGCCCUAAUGCUAGUUAGCAUUGGCUCGCAAAACUACCUCUAUCUUCCUUCAUACUCGACACAGAGAAGUACACACUUCUGUGUCCAGAGGGCCUCAUUGCCAAAAUCCAAAAAGUAUCCCUUUAAGGUUUGUAGGUCAGGCCUGAUUGAACUCCACGGAGAUGCUGACCUUGUCAGCCUCCGCCCCCUCCUUGAAGGCAAACAGGAAGUACAUGACCUUGCGGACCUUGGCCAGCUCCGCGAUUCGCUCCCCGAACUCCUGGAUGUCUGCCUCCAGACACUUGAGGGGCGUGUCCUCCGAGUCGCCUGCGUUCCGCCAGAAUGUUCCGACGGGGUCUAGAAGCUGCCGGGUCAUCAGGUGUGUGAGAUCAGGGGUCCAGAGCUGGGAGAUCCCCGUGACGGUCACUCUGCCAUGGCCAAUCAGAGACACCGACCAGUGGACGAACGUCAGCUUCUGAUUGGAGAAGUCCAGACGGUAAACUGCCUCGUGGGGGAGGAGCAACCGCUCCCCCUCCUGUCGCUUCUGACCGCUCCGCUGCAGGGACUGGACACGCAGCCGCAUCACCUAGCGACAAUAAUAACUAUAUUAAUAAUGUAAUAAUACUAUAAUAUAACUAGACUUUUGACCACUCCACUGCUCCGCUGCAGAGACUGGACACACAGACGAAUCACAUUGUAGAAUAAUAAUAAUAAUACUUUUUAUAAUAGUAUAACUACAAUAUGCUGGAUGUACUGGAUUCUCAGACGCAGGUACCAUUCAAUCGACUCCUGAAAACUGUCCAUGCGUUUGUCGGUAAAUAGGCUACUUUUUUUCAGAUAAGCACAUAUUUAAGACAGUACCAAACUACUACACAUAGCAGAAGAUGAUUUUUGAAUUUUGUAUGUCUACUAGAAAAUACUUUUGCCUAAAGUGACUUACAGUAAACACAUUACUCAGUAUAUCUGACCCAUGCAAGAAUCAAACUCACAACCAACUGUGAACCAUUGCUUGUGCUAUUUCAAUCACCAACCACAUAUCAACCAUCUUAACCACAUCUCAACCUCAUCUCAACCAUGUGAACAGUCUUACCUCAGUGAGAGAGGUGUCCUCUGCAAAGCGUAGCUCCAGGGCUGAGCCAGACGAGGCUGCCGAGUCUGUGUCCGUCUGAGAGCUCAUCUUUCUGUGCUGGGAGGGAGCGAGGCCUGUCUGUCUGUCUGGAUGGAUAUCUGUGUCUCUGUGUGUCUGUGCCUGCAGAUAGUUUCACUGUGUUCCUCUGUCUCUGUCUCUUAUGCCAUCUCUUUUCCCUCCCCCUCCCUUUCCCAGAGGGUAGUAUGGUUGGGUUGGUUCUCUGGUUGGGACUAUUGAUUGUGUGGCAUGUACAGUGAGGGAGGGAGGGAUGGAGAACCAUAAGUUAGGAGGGGGUGUGUGGUGGUGCUAGGCAACAGGAAGUGAUGACAUCAGAAGAGGAACCAGGGAUUUUCCUGAGGGCUUCUGGGAGCUGGUUGGUCAUAGCUGGAUGGGCUGGUUAUUAAUAUACACACUGGGCUGGCUGUGUGUGUGUGUGUAAGUGUGUUUUUUUUAUCUGUGUGGGUAUGCGCCUAUGUCUGUUUGUGGUGUGUACAUGGUUGUAUGUAUUAUUUUGCUUUUGUUGUUAUGAUGCACUAGAUGGUUGCUUGUUUUGGCUCCUGUUUUAGUUAGCUGUGAUGUGUUCUUUUAAAUAGAUCUUUUUAGAUUUUUAUUGAGCAGAUAGUGAGAGAGACUGGCAGUGGGCAAAGUUGGAGCGAGAUUGUAUCAAAGGGCAGUAGGCUGGAUUGGAACCCAUGCCGAUACUAAAGAAGUGUGCCGGACCGCUAGACCAGCCAGGGCAAACAACUGUGACGUGUUCUAAGCAUCUUCUCUCCCUCCCAGGUGAUUCCGGACCAUAAGGACCAGGAAUGGGAUGAGAACAAGCCGGAAUCUUACGCCGGAAUUUUCCACUUCCGCUUCUGGCGCUUUGGAGAAUGGGUGGAUGUUGUCAUCGACGACCGGUUGCCCACGUCGAAUGGCAACUUUGUGUAUUGUCACUCCAAUGACAGCAACGAGUUCUGGAGCGCCCUGGUGGAGAAGGCCUACGCCAAGUUAGUACACACACACACACACUGAUUUUGGUGGGGAAGGCCUACGCCAAGUUAGUACUAUAGAUAGACUGUUGUGUUUAUGUGUAGGAUGAAUUGCUUUUGCUGACUGUGUGUGUAUAGGAUGUAUGGGUGUUACGAGGCAUUGGACGGGGGCAACACAGCGGAUGCGUUGGUGGAUUUCACGGGUGGCGUCUCGGAGCCCUUGGACCUGCUGGAGCAAGGGUUGGGCACGGACGAGGAGAAACGCUCAGCGCUGUUCGACAGAGUCCUCAAGGUCCACAACAGAGGAGGCCUCAUCAGCGCCUCCAUAAGGGUAUAACACACACACACACACAGAUGCACGCGCGCGCGCGCACACACCUAUAGUCCUGACCCUUCACCACUACCUCCAGGCGGCCAGUUCAGCGGAGAUGGAGGCUCGUCUGGCCUGUGGUCUGGUGAAGGGUCACGCCUACGCUGUGACAGACGUUAGAAAGGUCCGGCUGGGCCACGGCCUCAUGGCUUACUUCAAGUCUGACAAACUCACAAUGAUACGACUCCGAAACCCCUGGGGAGAGAAAGAGUGGAACGGAGCCUGGAGCGACAGGUAGGUUUUAAUGUUUGUUAUUUACCUUUAGUUAUACAAGAAGUCCCAUUUAGGUCAGAAUACUUAUUUCACAAGGAAGACCUGGCCUGGUAGGAGGGGGGAGGAGGAGUGUGUAUGGCUGGGUAUGGCAGUCGUUAUACCCUAGCUAGCUCAACACCAACACAUUUUAAAUAGGCUACGAAAAUCAUUCAAAUCCAGAUUAAAAGGCAAAUGCAGUUUAGAGGCAUUACUUUAUGACCAUGCGGAUGCCUGGGAGCUGGAGGGAACGCUGUUUGUAUGGCUGGCUGGCUUGAUUGAGAACAGAGAUCUGUAUAUAAUGACUAGAUGCUCAUGUAUAAGCCCUAAUAAUGGGAUUCGUUGUCCCAAAGGCGGGAAGGCAGGUGACCAAGCUUAUGGCCAAAAUAAACCUAUUGAAACGCAUUGGCCUUAUAUUGGACAGGUUUUUGUGAGAGUGAAACCUCUCGCUUCGCCUCUUCCUCUCUGUGGAAAGCACAUCGACGCAGUUGCAGGGAACAGGGUGACUUUUUUUCAACACAUUGCAGAACUAAAGAUGGCUGUAGUAGAUUGCUUUGGCUAGGUAGGGAUGUAGCUCAGUUGGUAGAGUAUGGCGUUUGCAAUGCCAGGGUUGUGGGUUCGAUUCCCAUGGGGGGUAUGAAAAAUCAAAACUAUUAUGUAUGCACUCACUAACUGUAAGUCGCUCUGGAUAAGAGCGUAUGCUAAAUGACUAAAAUGUAAAUGUAACUGCUGUUUGACUUAACAUGAAACUGAACUAGAGUUUUAAUCCUGGUGCUGAGUUAGUGCGUAGCAGGCAGGUGAGUUUUUAAAUUGUGUAGAAAUGCAGUAAAUGAGCCUCUAUAUAUAUGUUGUUUUAUUUUUUUAAAAUUAUGUAUACUUGGAUGAACCCAUGCCCCUCUGUGUGUGUGUGUGUGUGUGUAAGUAUGUAUGUGUAUAUAGACCUGUUCCUGACUCACUGCUCCCUCUGCUAGUGGAGAGAGGUAGUGUAGGCCAACAGGGAAACAUAUUUAGCACAGAUAGAUGGUUCAUUCCUGUUAGAAUGUUUGUUUAAUUUAUAUCCUGUAUCAUAGGAAAAUUCCAAAAAGGAUCUCGGCACAAAGGUCUGGGGGAAACUGUCCAUGUGAGCCACUGUUGGUGUCCAUGUCUCAGAACCUUGAGUCCCCUACUCUCAGUUCUGUUCUGUUAGCAUUCUUUCACUCUACACACCACACCUUCAGACAAACACUGCACGAUAGAGAACUUCUCUGCAACAACUUCUCUCCUCUCUCUCAGCUCAGAGGAGUGGGGGAAGGUGAGUAAGAGUGAAAGAGAGAAGAUCGGAGUGACGGUGCAGGACGAUGGAGAAUUUUGGUGAGUUCUAACCCUUGACCUAUGACCUCUACCCAUGAACCCUAACAUUUCCUCCACACGGCUGAGAAAAUGGAUGGCCAUAGGAUGAAGCUUGAUGACUUUCCAUUUUCCUGCCCCCCCCCCCCCCUCCCCCCACCCCAGGAUGACAUUUGAUGACUUCUGUCAGUACUUCAGUGAUUUGAUCAUGUGUCGUCUGAUCAACACUUCCUACCUGUCUCUCCACAAGACCUGGGAGGAGAGCUCUCUAAAGGGCGCCUGGCAGAACCAUGACAACCCGCUCCGCAACCGCGCCGGGGGCUGCACCAACAACAAACACACCUUCCUACAGAACCCACAGGUAGGGGUAGGGAUUGGGGGGGGGGGGGGGUGUUUAUCUAUGUGUGUAUUAAUGUAUAGGACGGGUGUGUGUGUGUGUGUAUUAAUGUGUGUGUAUCUCUCCCUGUAGUAUGUGUUCAAUGUGAAGAAGCCAGAGGAUGAGGUGCUGGUAUGUCUACAGCAGACAGACAGGAGAGCCAGACCUAAAGAGGGAAAGGGAGAGAACCUGGCUAUAGGCUUCGAGAUACACCGGGUGAGAAGUGUGUGUGCGUGUUUAUCACCUCACGGUGUGUGUGUGUGUGUGUGUGUAUGGAAGUGUUAAUUAAAAUGAAUGUGUGUGUGUGUAGGUUGAGUUGAACAGGCAGUACCGUAUGCACACUCGGCAGCAGAAGGUGUGUGGGAGUGUGUACAUCAACUCCAGGUGUGUGUUCCUACGCUGUGCCCUGAAGGAGGGUCGUUAUGUUAUCAUACCCACGACCUUUGACCCCGCUCUAGAAGGAGACCUCCUGUUACGCAUCUUCACCGACAUCCCCGCUGACUGCAGGUACAUACAUGCACACUCACUCACUCACUCACUCACUCACUCACUCACUCACUCACUCACUCACUCACUCACUCACUCUCCUCAUUCUCUCUCUCUCACCUCCCCCCAUAGAGAGUUAACCCUAGAUGAGCCAGCCCAGACGUGUUGGUCAGGACUGUGUGGUUUCCCUUCCCUGGUCACUCAGAUUCAUGUCCACAGAGCAGAUGGACUGGCUGGACAAGACUCUGAUGGAGGUAUACAAACCUUCUCUCCCUUCUCCGUCCGUUCCUUUUUCUUCUCUGUUCUGGUCCUUUUCUUGUCUUCUUCUCCUCUUGACAGUCUGUAUGUGUGUGUUGCAGCUUCAGACCCAUAUGUGAUCAUUCGUUGUGAGGGGGAGAAGGUUCGUUCUCCGGUCUAUAAAGACACUCGCAGCCCAACCUUCGACACGAAGGCUCUAUUCUACAGGAAGAAAACUAACCAGCCUAUACUGAUAGAGGUGAGGAGACUGCUGGGGGGUGGGGUCCGUGUGCGUGCUUGUGUGCAUGUGGGUUAAAGUGGAGUUAAAGUAGCGUGAACAUCACAAUUAGUGUUGUUUCUAUAAGUAACCGUUCUCUCAAUUCAAUUCAAUACAACUUUAUUCAUCCUCCAGGUGUAUAACCACAACGUGUUGAUGGAUUCCUUCCUGGGUCAGGUCAGUUUGACCUCUGACCCCGGCGACCCCCAGCAGGUUACCGUCCACCUGAGGGACAAGGGUAAUCACCAAGACAACGACCUCCCGGGCACGCUCACCAUCUCCAUGGUGACCAGCAACAUUCUCACUAACAUCUGACUAACCGUCAAUCAACCAAUCUAUCAAUCAGUGCCUUACUCUCUCCGUCCCAUAGGAGAGAAGAGCCAAACA
Coregonus sp. 'balchen' is the source of this 12549-nucleotide messenger RNA. Lineage: Eukaryota; Metazoa; Chordata; Actinopteri; Salmoniformes; Salmonidae. The record is from the annotation of a GenBank genome assembly.